Spodoptera littoralis (African cotton leafworm) is the source of this 2946-nucleotide messenger RNA. The record is from the annotation of a GenBank genome assembly. Lineage: Eukaryota; Metazoa; Arthropoda; Insecta; Lepidoptera; Noctuidae.
AUGUCUGAACAAAACCCUGAUCUUUUUGUAAAAGAAGAAAAUAAUCCUGCACAUCCAUGGGAAAAAUAUAUUAAGGACAUUUAUUUACCAACCUAUAAAUAUGGCCAUAAUUCUGCAAGAAAUGCUAUUAUUUACCCACCACCCAAGGUCGGCAAAACUCCUAAUACAAACAGGGUGAAAUUUACUGUGAUUGGUAACAGAGUCACAAAAGAAUUUAUUUAUUGUAUGAAAUUAGUAAAAGGGCUGCAUAAAUAUCGAUGGAAAAGCUUCGACGUUCCAGAUAUACGGGCCGUUACAAGCGUGGAAUGGCCAAAAAUAUGGAAUGAUUUAAAAAUCCAGUUCGGCGGUAACGCAUAUUGCUUGCAAUCUCAAGUCGCCGUCUUAGCAAAUGGUCAAUUUCUUGGCGGAGAAAAGGAUUUAAAAGAAUUAAUCGAGUCAAAAUAUGUUUACCAUUUGAAACUUGAUUAUUAUGACGAAGCUGUUCAAUUAUUUUCCAAUUUUGUUAAAUCAUCGGGAAGACCAUGUGCGUAUUUUCAAGUUUCCAUUAAUGAGCAAGAUAUCGGAACAAUGAUAUUUAUGUUAUACAGUGAUAUAGCCCCGAGAACUUGUGAAAAUUUCCUCCGACUAUGUAAGGAAAAGAAGUGCGGAUACUCAGGUACUCCAGUACAUCGUAUAGUAAAAGACAGUUGGAUCCAAUGCGGUGGAUUUGGACUUAAAGAUUCAGGACUGGACUGUGAAAACUUUAUUGUGCCUCAUGAUCGACGAGGAGUUCUGGGCAUGGCCAAUGAUGGCAGACAUGUCGAUUGUUCCACACAAUUCUUCGUUUUAUUGCAACCGCAAACGUGGAUGGCCUUCAAAUAUGUCGCAUUUGGUCAACUCAUCAGCGGCGGGGAGACUCUUAAAAAGAUAGAAGAAGUUCCUACUUGGUACGAAUCUCCGUCAAAGAGGAUCAUAUUCCACAAUGCCGGUAUUCUAAAUAUGGAGUGCAAAGACAUAGCAAUAAAUAAGAAUACUACCAAGUAUCUAGAUGGACACAUUGAAUAUCUUCACGCCUUAGGAGAAAUGUUUUAUGAGGCAAUACUAGAGAAAGUAUUUCACCAAGCCGAUCACAGACGUAGAGGUGGACACAUUGAGGACGCGUCUAUUGUUGGAGAAUAUGUUGCCGAAGAAUAUGCUGCCGAAGAAGAUACUGCCGGAGAAGAUGCUGCCGAUUUACGGUCAACACAAAGAUUUAUGCGCAAUAAAGAUGAAAUAGAUAAACAAUUAGUAAAAAUUGCGGAUGAGCGCAGCCCCUCAGCCCAUUCUGAAAAAGUCGAAAAUGACUUGGAUCCUGACAACUUUGAAUACGAAAUCGAAGAGUACUUGUAUAAACAAGCGACUAGACCGGUAACAGCAAGCGAAAAAGCAAAACGAGAACAACCCUACUAUCUACCUUUUACAGAUGUACCGUACAUUGGAGAGGUGGACUCCGAUUUUAAUCUUAGGAGAUUAAUCCAAGGCGAUUAUUGUCUAGAGGCUGACUUAGACAAGGAACUUCGCAAAAAACCUGUUAAACCUGAACACCGAAUAUCUUACCCUUCGGAAUUAUGCGCAGCGUUCGACACGCCAUCUACGGAAUCCGAUUCUCAAAUCAGUAUAGACACUGAACACCAGAGAGAAGUACAGAAAUACCUUAGAUCAAAUGCGGACCGCGUGAGUUUUGCAGGCGGUACCGUAACAGCAGUGGCUAAGAAGGGAAAAUUUAAUUUAUAUGAACGACAAAAACAGUCGGAUGCAAUCACAGAUGAGAUCCUACGGAAAUAUAAAAUGGUUGAAGAUGAAUUGCGAGCUAAUAAAGAGAAAAAAGUGUCAAUCAGCACACCCCAUAGUCCUUAUGACAAACAUAAAGAAAUAAAACGACGUCAAACCGGAUUCGUUCGACCGGAAGAUAUGGCUACACUAAUCAAAUUCCAAAAAGAAGACCCAGAUGAAGAAACCGAGGAGGAUGACCUUGAAAUUUAUCUUCCAUAUACUAGACAAAUACGUAUCAGCCAGGUGAAUGAGCCGCUCACAGAAGCUGAUAAAGCACUAAAGAAGAAAACAAAACGACGCCAAACUGGUUUCGUCCGUAAGGAUGACUUGGAAAAAUUGGAAAUUUUCCACAAAAAGGAUGAAACCUAUGACAAAGAUAAUUAUGAAGACGUAGAAGAUGAUGCUGAUGAUGAUGAUGAUGAUGAUGAUGGUGAUGAUGAUAAGGAAAGAACAGUUAGGAAGAGCCAUGAUUCAAAAAGAAGCUCGCGUGAUAAGGACGAUGCACGCUCAAGUCGGAUUAGGGCCCGGUUCUCGAUGGAUGAAGAAGAAUACGAGCAGCUAACCAAGGAGGAAAGACCGUCUUUAAUCGGGCGUCUCCUCGAAGCUACCUCGACCUAUAAUGAUCUAGAUCCACUGCCAACUUUGAAGGAGUUUAAAACCUUCGCGGAAAUGCAUGAACAGAGAAAUAACAUAUUCCUCACAAAAAACUCCGAGCCGAGCAGACAAUUAUUAGUGAGGGAUGAAUCACGUGAAAAUUAUUUGAAACGUCACUCCCUAUCAGUAGAAAUUCCUCAGAAAUCCAUUGACCAAGUGCUUUUACUACAACACGGGAAGAAAGUUUAUCGCAAAAUAUCUUCGGACUAUGUCAAAACUAUCGACCACAUUGAACAGAAGCAAGAGAAUUCUUUAAGGAGUUUAGAAUAUGCCAAGCUGCGGCCAGCAAUAUCAGUGAAAGAUUAUCAGAAGAUGAACCAAGAAUAUCAAGCUAGAGCAAAGGAAGAUGCCAAUGAAAGCAAAAUUAAGAAUACGCUCGAAAGUGAUUCAACUACUAAAACUUCGCAAUUUGAAAAGGGUCUGAGAGUUCCAGGGGAUACACCUCCUUGCAAUUCUUCGACAGAGGUCCUUUCAACCUUGAGAUCUACAACAACACUUUAA